CUCCUUUCCGGUGCUGUCGCUCCUCCAGUCGCCGCAGUGCUUCGCCGCUCUCCCCCCCCAGAAUCCUCUCACCUCCUCCCCUCGAAGGAGGCUGCUUCCACCUUUGUCCCAUCCUCCUGCACGCCACCGGCAAAUGCUCGCUCCCCUCGGUGCAACUGUGGAAGCGACCGGACGCGCGGCUAACUGAGCCCGAGGAAAGGUGCACCAAGGGCGGACGGCGAAACGCGGAGACGCCGGUGGCUGUGACGGUGGUCUGGUUCUCAUUUAGCCAUGCCGGUGCCAGAUCAGCCCGCCGAGCAGGAAAAGGGGGCCAUGGUUCCCCCGGUGAUGCCGGCCUCCAAUGGAGACAGAUCUGAGACGGAGACCACUUCGUCUAUCCUGGCCUCAGUCAAAGAGCAGGAGCGGCAGUUUGAGCGGCUGACCCGGGAACUUGAGGCCGAGCGUCAAAUUGUUGCCACGCAGCUGGAGAGAUGCAAGCUGGGAUCUGAAGCGGGCAGCAUGAGCAGCAUUAGUUCGGUGGAUGAGCAGUUUCGUUGGAAUGCUCAAGCAGAUGGACAAAAGGAUAUUGAAGAUGAGCUGACCACAGGUUUGGAGUUGGUGGAUUCUUGCAUCCGUUCCCUUCAGGAAUCAGGGAUCCUAGACAGCGUGGAACGACCAGCGCUGCUCUCCCAGAGUUCCUUGCAGCUUAACUCCACUCCGGAGGCUUCGCUCCAGUACUCUGCCAGCUACCAUAGCAACCAGACCCUCGCCCUUAGCGACAGCAUCUCCGCAGCUUCUCCUCAGCGCAGCGGGCAGGUCGGAGGAGCCGUGCACAGCUAUAACCAGGUGACAUCGAGCCGUUCAGCCCAGCAGCAACAAUCACAAAGUGGGGCGGGCUCAGGUAUCUACUACUCUAGCUCCACCUUACCUGCCCAGCGUGUCAAUUCUCCGCUGUGUGGCGGCGGAGGCGGUUCAGGGCCCGGGUCCCCCAAUAAACUCCAACGCCUGGGAUCGGCGUCCGAUGCUUCAAACUACGCCACUACUCAGCGACUGCCAUCCUCCUCCUCUUCGUCCUCCUCUCCCAGCAAACAGUGUCCUGCUAAUCGACUGGCAAAGUCCUACAGUACCAACAUUGCCGUGACAGCAGCAGGAGGUGGUGGAGGCUCUCCCCUGAGGUUGGCCUCUCCACCCAACUCCACCGGAGCAGGGGGAGGGGCCAGUUCAUCGUCGUCCCCCCUCCAUCAGAUGAGCUCGGGCAUCGGCAGUUAUGCCACUUUGUCUCCCAAACGACUCGCAGCUCACCACGCAUCCGACCAGUACAAGAUUUCCCACGAGCUCUACGCAACUGCAACACUCCAGAGGCCUGGCAGUCUAGCAGCCUCACGUGGCUCAUACAGUAGUCAGCACAGCCAGGAGCCUCUUCGACCGUUGGGGUCCCCAGAGCACCAUAUAGACCCCAUAUAUGAGGAACGUGUCUACCACAACAAGGGUCCAAUGAGGAGCCUCAGCCAGAGCCAAGGGCCAGACACUGGCCCCUAUCGCAACAACACCGACUUUUCCCAUCAUGUCCAUGAACACGUCCUAAGUUAUGUCCUCUGUCCCUACUUUCCUGCCAUAGCUCCCUCCUCCCCUGGUGUCGACUCCACCCCUUUGCAGCGAACAGGAAGCCACGGCACCGGUGCAGGAAGCUACGGCCGCGGCGGGAUGAACAACUAUGCCACGGUGGGACCGGGCUACACCACAAGCGGAGGUGGAGGGGACAUGUACGGUUCGGACCCCUACGUGGCCGACCCUUACCGCACCCUGCAGUACUGCCCCUCGGUGGUGGAGUCGCCUUACAGCAAGUCUGGACCCGCCCUGCCGCCGGAAGGCACCCUGCAGCGCUCACCUUCUAUUGACUCUAUUCAGAAGGACCCCAGAGAGUUUGGCUGGAGAGAUCCCGAGCUGCCAGAGGUGAUACAGAUGCUGCAGCACCAGUUCCCAUCUGUGCAGUCCAAUGCUGCGGCGUACCUCCAACACCUCUGCUUCGGAGACAACAAGAUCAAGGCCGAGAUCCGCAGACAGGGAGGUGUUCAGCUGCUGGUGGACCUGCUGGACCACAGGAUGAGCGAGGUUCACCGCAGCGCCUGCGGUGCCCUGAGAAACCUGGUUUACGGCAAGGCUAACGAUGAGAACAAGGUGGCCCUAAAGAACUGCGGUGGGAUCCCGGCACUUGUACGCCUCCUGAGGAAGACUGGAGAUGUGGAAAUCAGAGAAUUAGUCACAGGCGUGCUUUGGAACCUGUCGUCAUGUGACGCACUCAAGAUGCCAAUCAUCCAAGAUGCCCUGGCUGUUCUGACCAACAGUGUCAUCAUCCCCCAUUCAAACUGGGACUCCUCCCCCAGUCACCAUGACGACCGCAAGCUCCAGCUUCAUACUUCGCAGGUGCUGCGCAAUGCUACGGGAUGUCUCAGGAACGUCAGCUCUGCAGGUGAGGAGGCGAGGCGGAGGAUGAGGGAGUGUGACGGCCUCACAGAUGCUCUGCUCUACGUCAUCCAGACCUCUCUAGGCAGCAGUGAGAUUGACAGCAAGACUGUGGAGAACUGCGUUUGCAUCCUGAGGAACCUGUCGUAUCGUCUGGCCGCCGAGACAUCUCACGGCCAGCAAGGGGGGCUGGAGGAGCUCGACGGUCUCCUCUGUGACGCCAACGGCCGCGACGGAGAGAGUUCCGGCUGCUGGGGCAAGAAGAAGAAGAAAAAGAAGGGCGCCGACCAGUGGGAUGGCGUUGGUCCCUUCCCAGACACAGUGGAUCCCCCCAAAGGGGUUCAGAUGCUCUGGCACCCCACCAUCGUCAAGCCCUACCUCACCUUGCUGUCUGAAUGUUCCAAUCCUGACACCCUGGAGGGAGCAGCUGGAGCCCUGCAGAACCUGGCUGCUGGCAGCUGGAAGUGGUCGGUGUACAUCCGGGCUGCCGUACGGAAGGAAAAAGGCCUUCCCAUACUGGUGGAGUUACUGCGGAUCGACAACGAUAAGGUGGUCUGCGCCGUGGCCACCGCGCUCAGAAAUAUGGCGCUGGACAUCCGGAACAAGGAGUUAAUUGGUAAAUACGCCAUGAGAGAUCUGAUCCAUCGGCUACCAGGCAGCAGCAGUAGCAGUAACAACAAUGCCACCAGCAGUGCCACCUCUGCUACUACAGGCUCACCCAGCAAGGCCAUGUCUGACGACACUGUCACCGCCAUCUGCUGCGCGCUACAUGAAGUAAUCACCAAGAACAUGGAGAACGCCAAAGCCCUUCGCGACGCCGGUGGCAUCGAAAAACUGAUCGGCAUCGCCCGGAGUAAAGGAGACAAACACUCGGCCAAGGUGGUGAAGGCGGCCUCUCAGGUUCUCAGCAGCAUGUGGCAAUACAGAGACCUGCGCUCCCUCUACAAGAAGGAUGGCUACUCCCAGUAUCACUUUGUGGGGUCUGCGUCAACAAUAGAAAGAGACAGACAGAGACCUUACUCGUCCUCUCGAACUCCGUCCGUCUCCCCUAUCAGGACAUCCCCAAACAACCGCUCGGCAAGCGCCCCUGCGUCUCCAAGAGAGAUGAUGAGUCUAAAGGAACGUAAGAUGGACUACGAUUCCACGGCAACCAACGCUGGUUUCCAUAGCAACAAAGGCGAGCACACAUCCCGGAAAGAUGGCAUGCCAGUAUCCUGUGGAACAUCGACGUUGUUCCGAAAUUCUUACCUGACCGCCAGUGAUGAUUUCAAGCCAAACCAGGCCCCAGUUCAGCCCUGCACCGUGGCCCCUCAGCCCCAGCAGGACAGCCCGUCGACCGCCGUGCUAAAAGACUACGACCACUACCCUCCUCCUCCCUCCUUCCCCCAGCCUCUGCCUCCGCAGCCUCCCCCUCACAGCCAGAGCAGGAGCUUCGACGAGGCCUACUACGAGGACCAGGGGCCGCCGCCGCCGCCCCUGCCCACCCAGCCGCAGGUCCAGGCGCAGGCCCAACCUCAGGCCCAACCCCAGCAGCCUCCCAGCACCGCCGGACCACCCCGGGACCCUCGGGAGGAUUUGCGCAUGCAUCUGGGCCUCAAGUCCACCGGCAACUAUGUAGACUUCUACUCCGCAUCCCGGCCCUACAGCGAACUGAACUACGAGACCAGCCACUACCCAGCCUCGCCUGACUCGUGGGUCUAGUUUGACUGCCAGGAUAAUGAUAAAGGGGUCACAGGUAUCUCAGAGUGAGGGGGAGGGGGGGAUUUAUUUUCAAAGCACAUCAAGUUUGCAAAGUAGUCCUUGACAAGAAGCCUCUUUAAGAACCGAGGCAGGAUAACAAAGUCAGGUCAAGUGACAAACAUUGCAUGCGCAUGCCGACGUGUUUUCUUUGUUUUGUUUUGUUUUUUUAAACCACCGCUCACUUUAUCUUCUGAGUGCUAAGGUGUGUGUGGGGGGCCAAGGAGGCCGUGGGCGGGCAAAUAGAGGAAGAAAGCAGGCGAUAAGGCGGCGGGAAAUGUCUAAAUAACAGGGGGCGAGCCGGGGAUGACGGGAUGAGUAAGAGCUUUUAUUCGCGGGAGGAGUCGUGACCUUUUUGCAGAGAGGAAGAGAGGAUGACUUGCCUCUCGAGGAGGUCAGGAAGAGUGGAAGCGGAGAAUUUGCUCUUUCCUAUUUGACCUGAACGUAGCACCGCUUCAACCCCACGCACUUUUUUUUUUUUGCCUCCAGAAGCCUGUGGAUUAUUUUUAAAGGAAUGUCAUCAUCUUUUUUUUUUCUACUUUUCUAGAUUUUUCAAGUCAUUCUUUUGUUGCUGUUGUUUUUUUUCAUUCGUGAUUCGCUUUUAGGACUGACAAAAAUAUGUAAAAUAAGAGACCCCAAAAAGGCAGACCGACAUCCCCAAGAUGGAUAUGGAAUCCCCAGCCGUAUAUAGAAAAAGAAACCCUGCAGUAUUUGUGUUGAAUAUGGUGGUGGAAAUGCACAAACGUGGAGUUGAUCAAGGCUGAGGCAUCAAAAAAAGUGCUUUUUCACUGCCUAAAAAGAACACAAGCAUAGUUUGUGUUCGGGUAGGUCUGUCUUGUCCUUUUUAGUGGGGGGAACCCUCAUGUCCCCGGGAACCAAUAUUGUACAUGACGUGACAGCAGGACCAGUAUGCCAAACUUUGGACAUUCUGUCACGGUUUACAGACACUGACUGGAUGUCUCACUCUGUUGUUUUCAUGUCCCCAUCAGGCCAGGGAUUGUGGUUCCGUAGAUGUGCAGCCUCACUGAGCAAACAGUGUGUGAGUUUGUGUGCAUGUAGGUGACAGAACGCGUGGUCUGUGCGUAGACACAUUAACUCGGGUGAGCGUAUUUAUGCAUGCGUGUGUGUAGUAGUGUGCGUAUGCCAAUGUUGCGUGUGUGUGUGUGUGUGUGUGUGUGUGUGUGUGUGUGUGUGUGUGUGUGUGUGUGUGUGUGUGUGU
Nerophis lumbriciformis (worm pipefish) is the source of this 5398-nucleotide messenger RNA. It is a transcript of the gene ctnnd2a, whose product is annotated as catenin (cadherin-associated protein), delta 2a. Gene Ontology annotation, cellular component: postsynaptic density; cytoplasm; adherens junction. Gene Ontology annotation, biological process: cell-cell adhesion; dendritic spine morphogenesis. Lineage: Eukaryota; Metazoa; Chordata; Actinopteri; Syngnathiformes; Syngnathidae. The record is from RefSeq and is a predicted model, not a curated record. Gene Ontology annotation, molecular function: protein binding.